AAAAGGCUGCAGUCGUCUGUCUGAGUUCUGUUCGUGUUUGGAGCAGAAGCUGUUCAUCUCCUAGUCCUGUCAAUCCCAUGACCGAUGGCGACCCUGAGUGCAUUUUGCCACGGGGUCGCUAUUUGAGGGAUUUUUGUCGAGGAUGGACCGAAAGCUGUAACGGCGGUCGCCUUGCCCGGCGUCGCCCGCUGUAUAUCGCUCCAGCUUCUCGCUAACCGGGCUGGAGCUCAUUUCAAAAUGUACGCUGCCAUUUAGCACGCACACCGCAGUGGAGGCCGGGCAUUCGCACCAAUAAUACGUGUCGACUGUUUGAGAUUCUCCGAUUCGAAUGGCCAAGCAGAGCCCGUCUAUCCGCGUUUGUGGCUCCAGGACAUUUCAUUAAUGAAUUAUCAGGAUGUCGUAAAUCAUGAUGAAAGAUAACAUCGAUAAGACUUA
Molecule: messenger RNA, 435 nt
Organism: Mycena citricolor
Lineage: Eukaryota; Fungi; Basidiomycota; Agaricomycetes; Agaricales; Mycenaceae
Source: the annotation of a GenBank genome assembly